Ostertagia ostertagi is the source of this 435-nucleotide messenger RNA. The record is from the annotation of a GenBank genome assembly. Lineage: Eukaryota; Metazoa; Nematoda; Chromadorea; Rhabditida; Trichostrongylidae.
AUGCUGCUUUUUCUCACGCUUCUUCUAUUUCUCCUCCUCCUCGAAGGCGAGGCGCAACAAAGUCCCGUGACCACCGCGAUUCGCACGAUGAUCGUCAACAUGCACAACUAUCGCAGAUCGAGGCUUGCUCAAGGACUAGUACCCAAUGGCAGGACAGGCAGGCGUGCUCCUAGAGGAAGGAACAUAUACAAAAUAAGAUACAGCACGACUCUUGAGAACGACGCCCAAGCCUAUGCGGACAACUGCACCACCACCGGCUCUCCUGUGACUUCGCGCCCAACUCAGGGCGAAAAUUUUGAUCGGAUCCCAUCAACCACCGCUACGUCGUAUCAAAACGCUAUUCGCAGGAUGGCUUGGGCUUCCACCUACGAAGUUGGCUGCGGAGCUAAACUCUGUACGGACAACUACUAUGUCGUUGUGUGCCGCUACAAUCCA